AUGAACACUGCUAAAUGUACUUGUCGUUGUACAUGUAAAUUUGAACAAAAUUCAGAUAUGGAUAAUUCACAACGAAAUCCACAUUGUUCAUUACAGAUCUCUAAUAGUGAUACAACUGGUGAUGUCACCACAACUAAUUUCGCAGAGGAACAAAAGAAUAUGAUACUUAAAAUAGAAGCUUAUAACAGGGAAAUUAUAAAAGAGAUAGAACGACUGCAAAUUGAAAGCGUGAAAACUAAUGAUGCGAUUAGCCUUUUAAAAGAACAUUCAAAUAUAACACAAAGUUCCUUCAAAUCGCCUCAGGCUCUUCAAAGAAAAAUAGCUUCAUGCAGUAGUGUUCAUCAUCAUAACGCUAGUAUAUCUGGUUCUAGCACUUCAUCAUCCUGGUGUAAAAAUGACUGUGAACCAUCAUCCGAGGGCUCUCAACAAAUAUACCAGCUGAAUAACGUUCAGUUAACGGAACGCUUGGAAUUUCUCAGAAAUCGACAAUUGCAAUUGAUGUCAAGGAUACAAAGUUUGAAGAAAUCGAGAUUGGUACUUAUGCAACAUAUGCAACAGUUAUAUGGAACACAGAAGAUGAAAGCAAAAAACGAAAACCUUUAUCAAGAGACUGACAAUCAAGAUUGCUAUGAAUUUCGUGAAAAUAUUUCACAUCAUCUCGUUGAUAACACACCAGAUCUCCAUACAACUUCACAAUUAUCUCAUACAAUAAAACAUUGUUCUGACAAUUUCCCAUUGAAUUCAAACAUGGUGAGAUCAUUGGUUGAUCGUGAAUGUCAAACCAGUUUCACUGCAGAAUCAGAGGGAAAACUGAUUAAUAAUAGGUUAGAUCAUGAGUUUUGUUUACCAAAAUUUAUGAAACAUAACUCCUUACCUACUUAUUCUAAUAAUGAUAGUUGUAAUUACGCUGAAAAUGUAAUUUCAAAUACUACAUCCAAUGUUUCAGCAUUGGCAAUGAUAGCAGCAAUGACAGCGGCUACAAUCUUUAAACGAACAUUUCAACAAUCCGUUUGUCAAGUACCUACCACAAAUUCAGAUAAUUUUUAUAAACAGGACUUUCAACAAAAAAAUGAUUCUGCAUUUAAUUCAUCAAUAUCGUCUAUGGAAUCACAGUAUUGGUCACAGUUACGCAAUCGUACCUCUGUCAAGAAAGAUGAUUCAAAUGAAUGUCUAAAUGAUGACUACCAAUUCUACAAUCAGUCUACUUUCAGUCAGCCUUCCUGCAUCAGUAACAGAGCAGAUCUACUUCCACCUCCUCACUCUGCACCAAGUUCUACUUCAUACUACCUAGAUAAUACAGAUCUAUUUCCAUCUAUCUCUUCUUCAGAUACUAAUAAACUACUGAACAGCGGCUUACUAAUUCCAGCUAUAUCACGUGAAAUGACACUAGCGAAUCCAUUAGAAUCUACUUAUUUUCACGAUACGCCAAAAUGCACGAGAAUACCUGACCUUAAUUCAUCCAAAUCUUGUGAAACAGAGCAAAUGAAAGGAUAUGAACGGAAAGAAUCCAAAUCCAAAAACUCCUUAGAUAAUAAUGAAUUGAACUAUAACUCUCGAUUGACAGCUUCCAGCAGGAUAUGUGAAAGAUUUUCUGAUCGUAUAUUACAAGCUCGGCAAGCGAUUGACAAAUGGAAUUUUCAAAAACACUCGAAUGAAAAAUCAGUUAAUGAUCAAUACUAUUCUCAACAAAGUCCUCUGUUAAAUAAAUCAAAUUUUUGUAAAGAAUGUUGCUUAGCUCCCAAUUUUGUGCCUUCAACAGUUUCUUCAAGGACUAAUACUUCUAACGACUGCCCUGUCCAGUGUGUAGCAACUAUUACAAAAAAUAUUUAUCCAGAUAAGAGUCCUCCUAAAGCUACAUUUACAAACUCCCAACCUAAUUUAUCGAAACCAAUGCCAAUUCAAGUCGUUAAACCAGCAAUUAGAAAUCAUGUACAUAUUACAAAUGCGAAUGACAGUAUUAAAGAAUUACCUAUAAAGACUGAUAACCAAAUUAUAGAUAAUAAAGGAAUUCAGACACAUCGUUCACAGCAACAUGAAAAUCGUAGUGUUUGCAAAUACAAAGACAAAAAAGGAAUUAGUGAUAAACGACAAAUUAAAGGCGUGCUGAUAAAUGAAAGUUCAAAGUCUGAAAGAAGUAAUAAAACAAAUAGAAAUUCUAGUACACAGCGCAGUGUAGCAUGGGUUGACGAAGUCUUAUCACAUCCAUUGUCUAACAGUGCUAAACCUGACACAAAUACCGAUUUGACGCCUCAAAGUAAUGUAUCUAAUAACAAUUGUAAUGAGAGACUUAACAAAUAUUCCAACCAAAAUAAUGAUAAAAAUAUAAAUGUAACAAAGCAUAUUGAAACACACCAACCAAUCAAAACAAUAACAUCAAAUGUAGUAACAACUUCAUCACGUCGACUGCUUCCAACUCCAAGUAACAAUAUAAUGAACAUUAAUUAA
Schistosoma mattheei is the source of this 2445-nucleotide messenger RNA. Lineage: Eukaryota; Metazoa; Platyhelminthes; Trematoda; Strigeidida; Schistosomatidae. The record is from the annotation of a GenBank genome assembly.